AUGGCCAACCCUAGCUACAAUAUCACGCUCGCAGGUGACAACAACCAGGGGCUGCAGGUGGGACACAACUCUGGCGGCUACGAGAACACCCUUGGUCGUCUACCGCAGGCUGCCGAUGCGCCCUUCAACUCGUUCGCGAAGCAGCACGAGCCUGCAUGCCUCCCUGACACGCGCGUCGCUCUCCUCGAUGAGAUACACAGGUGGGCCGACGGGCCAGAUGAGCGGUGCAUCUUCUGGCUGAGCGGCCUGGCAGGCACGGGCAAGUCGACGAUCGCGCGGACGGUCGCGCGCAGGUACCACGACAAGCGUCUAGCAGCCAGCUUCUUCUUCUCGCGCGACGGCGGCGACGUCGGGCACGCUGGCAAGUUUGUGACGAGCAUUGCAGUGCAACUCGCGCAUAGCGUACUAGCAGUGCGGCAGCAUAUCAGCGAUGCUGUUGCGGAGCGCAGCGACAUUGCCAGCCAGUCACUGCGCGACCAGUGGCAGCACCUUGUUCUCCGUCCGCUGUCGAAGCUGCACGAGUCUGAGUCGUACAUUGUAGUCGUCGACGCGCUCGACGAGUGCAACAACGAGCACGACGUCCGCAUUAUCGUGCAGCUGCUGGCCGAGGCGCGGCCAUUGCUGACAGGCGCCCGACUGCGGGUGUUCCUGACGAGCAGGCCAGAAGUGCCGAUCCGGCACGGGUUUAGGCAGAUGGCGGAGACAGAGCACAGAGACGUGGUGCUACACAACAUCUCGCCGUUGAUUGUCGAUCAUGACAUAGGGAUUUUCCUGGAAGACACGCUUCAGUCCAUCGGGCGAGAACGCUGUCUGCGCGCUGGCUGGCCUGGCGCAGAGAUCAUUGUGCAGCUAGUGCAGGGUGCGAGCGGCCUGUUCAUAUGGGCUGCUACUGCCUGUCGCUUCAUCCGCGACGGAAAGCGGUUUGCGGCUAAGAGGCUCGACACAAUUCUAAGCACUAACAGCAACACUGUAGCUGCGCCAGAGAAGCAUCUUAACGAGAUAUAUGUGACUGUACUCAGAAGCUCAAUCCCUGCAGAGUACACAGACGAAGAGAGAGAAGAGCAUUGUGACAUGCUAAGGUAUGUCGUCGGAAGCAUUGUGGUACUGCUUUCUCCAUUGUCUGCAGGGUGCUUGAUUGCACUGCUUGACGCUGCAGAAGAAGACAUCAGCCAGACACUUGAGGAUCUGCAUGCUAUUCUAAACAUCCCAGAAGACCCGGCCCAGCCGCUUCGUCUGCACCACCCUUCGUUCCGCGACUUCCUGCUCGACAAAAAGAGAUGCGGCGACGACAGCUUCUGGGUAGACGAGAGGAACACACACAAGAAGCUGGCGUCCUGUUGUCUUGAGCUUAUGUCUGGGCUAAGCGGCCUUCGUCAAGACAUGUGCGGCCUUGUAGGCCCUGGAGUGCUAAGGAUUGAGAUUGAUGAGGGGACAAUUGCAAGCAGUCUGUCACCUCAUCUGCAGUACGCGUGUCGCUACUGGGUCAGUCAUCUUAAGCAAAGUCAGCACAACAUCACCAACAGCGACACGACGCACAUCUUUCUUCAGAGGCACCUUCUCCAUUGGCUCGAAGCUAUGAGUUUAAUAAGAGAGUUGAGCCAAUGCGUUCACUUACUUGACAUCCUUCAGGCACUUACAAGCUCUGUACUUGCAGAUGCACCGCUGCAGAUAUAUUGCUCGGCACUUGUGUUCGCACCAGAGAGGAGUCUAAUACGACAAUCCUUUGUGGAUGAAGUGCCAGAGAGGGUCAAGAUGCUGACCAUGAAAGAGGAAGAUUGGGAUGCUUGUCGCAGCACGCUGGAGGGCCAUUCUGAGUAUGUCAGCGCGGUGGCUUUCUCGCCAGACGGGCAGCUGGUCGCGUCCGCAUCCUACGACAAGACAGUACGGCUGUGGGAGGCGGCCACAGGGACGUUACGGCUGUGGGAGGCGGCCACAGGGACGUGUCGCAGCACGCUGGAGGGCCAUUCCGAUUACAUUUUCGACAUGACCUUUUCUUCUAAUGGCCAGGUCCUCCACACUAAUACUGGCGAUAUAUCUCUGUCACCCCUCUUAAUCAUAGUAUCCUCUCCUUGGCAACAAGAGCAGUCUUCUAAUAUCCUGGUGCAGGACCAGUGGGUAUUGCGCAACCAGCAACGCUUCCUAUGGCUCCCGUCUGAGUAUCGAACAAGUAAAACAGCAGUAUACACUAACGUAAUAUGUUUAGGUCUCUCAUCUGGCCGUGUUGUCUUACUUGUAGUUCUAUAA
This is a messenger RNA of Didymella exigua CBS 183.55, 2244 nucleotides long. RefSeq lists its product as uncharacterized. NCBI's taxonomy places the organism in Eukaryota, Fungi, Ascomycota, Dothideomycetes, Pleosporales, Didymellaceae. Gene Ontology annotation, molecular function: protein binding. The record is from RefSeq and is a predicted model, not a curated record. Bases 1 to 2244 code for a protein of 747 amino acids. The transcript has 4 exons.